Molecule: messenger RNA, 636 nt
Organism: Serpula lacrymans var. lacrymans S7.9
Lineage: Eukaryota; Fungi; Basidiomycota; Agaricomycetes; Boletales; Serpulaceae
Exons: 3
Biological process (GO): regulation of cyclin-dependent protein serine/threonine kinase activity; G2/M transition of mitotic cell cycle
Cellular component (GO): cyclin-dependent protein kinase holoenzyme complex; cytoplasm; centrosome
Molecular function (GO): cyclin-dependent protein serine/threonine kinase regulator activity
Source: RefSeq, a predicted model, not a curated record
GAUGCAGACGACCAUUUGAUGGUUAGCGAGUAUGUGAUUGAGAUCUUUAACUACAUGAAAGAGAUCGAGCUUACCACUAUGCCCAACCCGAACUACAUGGAAAGCCAGAAAGAGCUUGCGUGGAAGAUGCGUGGAAUCCUCACUGACUGGCUGGUCCAAGUCCACGUCCGUUUUCGUCUUUUGCCAGAAACGCUGUUCUUGUGCGUUAACCUUAUCGAUCGAUUCCUUUCCACACGCGUCGUUUCCCUUGCAAAGUUGCAACUAGUCGGUAUCACUUGCCUUUUUGUUGCGGCAAAGGUUGAAGAAAUUGUGGCUCCAUCCGUUGCGCACUUCUUGUACUCAAAUACUCUUGGACCUAUCUCGCUCGAAACUGAGAUCCUCCAAGCAGAGUGCUAUGUCUUGAAGACGCUCAACUGGAAUUUGAGUUAUCCCAGCCCAAUGCACUUCUUGAGGCGGAUCAGCAAGGCAGACGAAUAUGACGUGAAGGCUCGCACGAUUGUCAAGUACUUCCUCGAGAUUCAAUGCCUAGAGUGGAGAUUGUUGGCUGCACCUCCAUCAUUGAUAGCUGCUGCUGCUAUUUGGCUUGCCAGGCUGAUUUUGGGUCAGGAUAAGUGGGUGAGUAGACUGACAGGAUGA